AUGAUGAGCAAGAACAACUUGGCUUUGGGACAAAAAUUCUCCGUGCUUAUUGUUGAUGAUGAUAAAAUCAUUCGAAGGAUUCAUAAGAUGCUUUUGACUAAAUUUGAAUUUGAAAGUCAUGCGGUUGAAAACGGAAAAGAAGCUGUUGAUCUUUAUAUAUCUGGAAAAAAUUUCGAUCUUAUUCUUAUGGAUAUGGAAAUGGCAGUCAUGGACGGACCUAAGGCUACACGAGAGCUUCGAUCCAUGGGUAUCAACAACGUGAUUGUAGGAGUGACUUCACGAGGGUCGACCUCCGAAAAACAAGCAUUCACAGAAGCUGGUCUUGAUUACUGUGUCGAGAAGCCACUUAGCUCUGAAACAAUCACCUCUUUGCUAAAAGAGCUUGCCAAGAAAUACUAA
This is a messenger RNA of Fraxinus pennsylvanica, 399 nucleotides long. The record is from the annotation of a GenBank genome assembly. NCBI's taxonomy places the organism in Eukaryota, Viridiplantae, Streptophyta, Magnoliopsida, Lamiales, Oleaceae.